Messenger RNA from Misgurnus anguillicaudatus (oriental weatherfish), 2074 nucleotides. RefSeq names its product oligodendrocyte transcription factor 3 (gene olig3). Gene Ontology annotation, cellular component: nucleus. The record is from RefSeq and is a predicted model, not a curated record. Gene Ontology annotation, molecular function: E-box binding; protein dimerization activity; DNA-binding transcription factor activity, RNA polymerase II-specific. Gene Ontology annotation, biological process: axon development; sensory organ development; positive regulation of transcription by RNA polymerase II. Lineage: Eukaryota; Metazoa; Chordata; Actinopteri; Cypriniformes; Cobitidae.
CGUCGCCAUAGAGCCAGAGGUGCGCAACAGACUCAAAUCAAACCAGGCAACGCGGCCUCUGUCUGUUACAAACCUGCUAAAAGAAGCAAAGAACAACAACAACAAUCUCCAGUGGGAUAAAUCAGGUGAUCGAGCAGGAGUGACUUGAAAUAGAAACGAGCCGAGAGAAAGAGACACCCUCCUACCCAAGCGCGGCCAUAUAAUGAAUUCGGACUCCAGCUCUAGUAGAGCUUCAUCUCCAGACAUGGACGGGAUGUAUCAUCACCACGCACAGGACCCGCGCCUGAAUUCGGUGUCUUCCACGCAAAGCGAGCUCCUCCAGAAGAUGACGGCCGAGCACAUGUCCAAAACGUCCCCCGGCAGCAAGUACAAGCUGAAGAAGCAGGUCACCGAGCAGGAGAUCCAGCAGCUGCGCUUGAAGAUCAACGGCAGAGAACGAAAACGCAUGCACGACUUGAACCUGGCGAUGGACGGUCUCCGAGAGGUCAUGCCGUACGCGCACGGCCCGUCUGUGAGAAAGCUAUCGAAGAUCGCCACUCUACUGCUGGCCAGAAACUACAUCCUGAUGCUGAACAGUUCCCUGGACGAGAUGAAGAGGCUGGUGGGGGAGAUUUACGGCGGUCACCACUCGGCGUUCCACUGCGGGACGGUGAGCCACGCCGGCGCGCACGCGGCGAGCGCGGCGCACCAGGUGCAUCCUCUUCUCGGCAGCGCGCUGACCUCCUCCACAUCCUCCACGCUUUCCACCACAUUACCGGGACUUACCUCCAUUAGGGGGCCGCACUCUUUGAUGAAAAGCACCCCAACGCCUCCGCUGCAGCUCGGUGGCAGCUUUCAACACUGGGCGGGCCUGCCUUGCCCGUGCACUAUUUGCCAGGUGCCUCCACCUCCCCACAUGUCCAUCACUUCCACGGGACUCACGAGGCUUACGGCAGAGAACAAGGAAGUGAUGAAGUGAAUGUCGCGUCGGUGUACAUUGCGAAUGGACUGAACUCAGAGCUUAGCAUGAUAUGUUUGUCUGUUUGUUUGUUUGUUUGUUUGCUUUAACCCUUACAAAAUCAGAACGUCGUCCUUGUAACAAGGAUCUCAUUAAAUGCAUUGUAAGGUAACUACUUUAUAGUUAUGGAGUACGUGUGCUGCGUAACGCACUGUAAAUAAUGUAAAUCUUCUACAUGAGCUGGAAACCAUGUGUUUGAAGUUGCCCUGGAAACGCGAGCACUUCCCUUACAAAGUUUGCCACAGUUUGCCACCGCAAUUUCUGUCAAAAUAUAACGUAGUCGCUACUCUAGUUUGUCCUGUAAGAUAUUCUCCACCAAACAGUGUUAAAUGGCUUUUAUAAGCUUUUACUUGGGUUUGUUUGGCUGUAUUAGGGAAUAUCUGCAGUGACAGUAACUUUUGCGACAGUUGCGGAAAUGCAUGGCAUGCAUGGUAAACUUUCCCAAGGCUCUGCAAGGCUUGGCUACUUGUUGAUCAUGUGAUGUGGGAAAGUUGCAUGUAUGUAUCUUUUUAUAAAGAUAUGAAAGUCGAAUCCCACACGUGUUCCUUGUAACAAGGAUUGUGAAAUGGCAUUUCAGUUGGAAACGUUACGACUGUAUGGACUUGAAGUGCUGUUAUUAGACCGCUGUCAUUAUUUCAUUCAAGUUCAUCGCUUUAAAUAAUAGUUGAAUUCUCAGUCGUGUUUCUUCUGUGUCGUACAUUUGUUUAAAGUUCUCAAGCAUGGCAUCUUGCUCAGACAACAUAUAAGCAUGUUUUUUUUGUCUGGGUGAAUUGUGUUAUUCCAGAGAGAUUGCUGUGCUCUUUAUUUUUGUACAUUCUUGUUCACAAAUGAGAUAUUUAUUAUUGCCCAGUAUUGCUGGAUGAAAUUUCAAUAAAACGUUGCCGUAAAAAAAUGAAAACAUCAGCCGUCUUUUGCCCCAUUCACUAUAUUUUGUAUAUACAGUAUUGAACUUGUCGCAUAUUGCGCCUCAUAAGACAGUAUUAAUUAAAAAAGGUCAGUCUGGAAAUAGAAAAUAGUGACAAUUAUCAAUAUCAGGUAUCUUAUCCAAUGACAAUAUAGGUUGUAAGAGCAAAAGAA